Molecule: messenger RNA, 1047 nt
Organism: Penicillium daleae
Lineage: Eukaryota; Fungi; Ascomycota; Eurotiomycetes; Eurotiales; Aspergillaceae
Product: glycerophosphodiester phosphodiesterase
Exons: 4
Coding region: 1-1047 (348 amino acids)
Biological process (GO): lipid metabolic process
Molecular function (GO): phosphoric diester hydrolase activity
Source: RefSeq, a predicted model, not a curated record
AUGCAAUCCCCUCCUCAUGAGGAAGAAUACUCGAUGAAAACUCCAAGUGCAACUUCCGCCCAUCUCCUCUACUCCCCCAGCAGUCACGACACUCCACGCCUCCCACAAACCAUCUCCCAUCGAGGCUACAAGGGGAAAUUCCCAGAGAACACCCUCGCCGCCGUCCAAGGCGCCAUCCAGGCCGGCACUGACGCCCUGGAAAUCGAUCUGCAGCUCUCCCGAGAUGGGGUACUCGUGGUCUCCCAUGAUCCAUCGCUACAGCGAUGCUACGGGAUCAAGAAAAAGAUCGCCGACUGCGACUGGGCGUACUUGAAAACCCUACGCACGCUGCAAGCACCCCAUGAACCUAUGCCCAGACUAGUCGACAUCCUCGAGUAUCUAUGUCAACCAGGGCUAGAGCAUAUCUGGGUCUUACUAGACAUCAAACUAUCCAACGACCCCCCAACAAUAAUGCACCGCAUCGCCCAAACCAUCACCUCCAUCCCAACUCCACCAUCAUCACCUCCCUGGCACACCCGCCUAAUUCUCGGCUGCUGGUCAGCCCAGUACCUGCCCCUACGAGCCAAAUACCUCCCGCAAUACGAAAUGAGCCUAAUAUGCCUAGACCCCCGCUACGCGCGGCAAUUCCUACACACGCCCAACAUCUCCUUCAACGUCAACCAACGCAGCCUGAUGGGCCCGUUUGGAGCAGGUUUCCUCGACGAAGCGCGAGCCGCAAACCGCAAAGUAUUUCUGUGGACGGUCAACGCGCCGAAUCUGAUGCGGUGGGGGAUUCGGCACGGUGUGGAUGGGAUCAUCACGGAUGAUCCGGUUUUGUAUGCGCGGGUUUGCGAGGCGUGGGAGAGGGAGAGGGAGGGGAAGGGUGGGACGGUGGAGUGUCCGGAGUUAGUUGAUGAUCGGUUGAGCGUUGGGCAGAGGGUGCGGAUUUGGGUGACGGCGGUGUUUGUGGUGGUAUUUGGGUGGGUGCUUAAGCGGCGGUAUCGGUAUCCUCAUCCUGUGCCCUAUCCUGUCGAACGGGUGCAGAUUGGGGAUAGGAAGGGUGCGUGA